This is a messenger RNA of Mycena citricolor, 2499 nucleotides long. The record is from the annotation of a GenBank genome assembly. Lineage: Eukaryota; Fungi; Basidiomycota; Agaricomycetes; Agaricales; Mycenaceae.
CUCCUCAGAUCUCAUCUCACGGAUUUUUGCAUGACUGUAUUCCACCGACUUCAAAGCUCCGUGCCUUAUAUAAGGGCACGGUGUCCUUCCCUUGGCUCCUCCUCAAAACGCCCACCAUUCCACCUCUUCGCUCCACUACGCACCCCAUGAUCACAGACUCAAAUCUGUUACACGCAAAUUCGCGCUCCGUUGUCGCUCGGCCAUUAAAGAGAGGGAGAGCAUGUAUGAACUGCAGGUUCCUCAAGAUUAAAUGCGAUGGCGUGAAACCAAUAUGUGGACCUUGUCGCAAACACCCCAAGGAUGACGAAUGCGAAUACACCGACGGCCCCGUCCGGUCCCGGACGAAGGCUCUAGAAGAUACGGUCCAGCGGCUCGAGGCGCGAUUACAUGAGCUUGAGCAUCCAGACGAAUCGACGCCCUCCGUGACGCUUUUCGACCCAUACGCGUGCCAGGCACCGCCCGCACCGCUCCAGCUCCCGUCUCGCCCCCAUCCGGCUUCGUCCCGGUCGCUCCCGAAUUCCCCGUACGACCAGGUCCCGCGAUUACUGUCGCCCUCAGGAUCGUCCCCGGAGUCGCAGGGGUACACUCAGCUGUCGGCGUGGUCACCCCCGUCGACGCACGGCUCGAGCCCGCUUAUCUUUGAUGGCAGGAGUAUCGCGACUCCAGAGUCCAGUACUUCAAGCCUUGAUUUCCAAGACCAGCCGAUGCAUGACUCGUUGUAUGCUCCGUCCCUGCUGCGUCACCCUGAAUCGACACUGACGUGCUCUUCCAGCUUACAUACGUUUCUGAAGCACGGGUCCCAAUUCGGCUUCUUCCUCGACCAGACGCGAUUUCGGCAAGCGGUCGUUCGUCAGCCCGCGUCGCCCGAUGGGAGCGUGGCCGUCGGACCCGGCCUGGCCCCCGCCCUGCUGCAGACAGUGUACAUGUGGGGAGCCCACCUCUCGGGCCAGCGCGACGAGCGCUUUAGAUACAAGGCGCUGCAGGCCGUGGCGACGGACAUCCUCUCGAAUCCGCUCCUGCAGGUGCUGCAAGCCGAGGUGCUGCUCGGGUACUACUUCUUCCGCACGGGCCACUUCCUCGAAGCGCGCGCCCACAGCGCGACGGCAGCGGCCCUGGCAAUCGGCGCGGGCCUGCACGAGAUCCGCUCGGUGCAGCAGCCGGCGCUGCCGAUGCUGACGAUCAACGAGCAGUUCGUCGAGAGCGGCGUCUUGCUGCCCCCGCCGGCGGAUGUGGUCGAGGAGGGCGAGCGCAUCAACGGGUUCUGGGCGGUGUUCAUGCUGCAGAAGUACCUCGCUGUGGCGCUCGACCCGCCGUCGCGCGUCUGCAGUGUGUUUGAGGUCGCCGGGGGCGCCAUUGUUGAUACGCCGUGGCCCCGGGGGAUGGACGAGUAUAGACAGGGAUUGCUGACUUCCGAUGUUCGAGGAGACGGCACGAUCCGAAAUUUUCUCGGCCAGUUUGACGCCUUCGAUUCUCCCUCGCUCGCGGCGCUCCAAGCCAAGGCUUGUGUGUUGCUGCAUCGGGCAGUGCACUUGCACGGCCAAUGGACGCUGGCUAGCAUGCCCGGCCACAAUCAAGCGCUAUCGAAUGCCGUCCAGGCCGUCGACAGCCUCAUCAACUCGCUGCGCUCGCAGCUCCCGGAGUCAGCCAUGCUGUCCCCCACCACAGCCGGCACAGAGACGACGCGCACGCUGCUGUUGACGCGAUCUCUUCUGAACGCGGCGUCGAUCAAACUGCACAGCCUCUUCAUGAACGAUCCAAGCUCGCGCGAAUACUGUCUUGCUUCUGCCCGGGAUAUGUUUGACUUUGGGUUCGCAUCGAGCGAGCACGACCUGAGACGAGGUCUGGGCUACCUGAACCCCAUCAUGGGGAGUCUCUGGAUGACCGCCUGUUCUGUGUUCGUCGAGGAAAUCAAGCGCCUCCGCUCGUCGUUCGACUCCGCAUCACGUGCAAAGGAAGAGGAGGUGUACUGCAGUCUCCAGGACGGCAUGCACGCCUUGAAGACCUUUGCAGCUGAGAGCCUGCUUAUGCGUGAGUGGUCAUCCAUGUGAGAGGGCUUUGAAUCGCUGUGAGCGAGGGACAACCUGGGCCACGAAUGAUAUACCCUUUUUCGGAUGGAAUUGCCAUAUAUCCGCACAUGGUCAAGAACACGCUGGCCCAGUAUCAGGCGCUGUUGUAUCGCUACCCCAAGGUGUAAUAACAUUAAGCAUCGCACGAACUGUUGUAAUAUAUUGUAGCCAACUGUACUUUACUGUACGCUUACACUCCUUCGGCACCACACACCCGGAUUUCUCUCUCUCAUGGGACCACUAGACUCUACUGUACCUACCUUCUGUUAAUCACUACUGCGCACUAAAAGUACAUACUUAUUCCAUUACACCUUUAGUAGCCGAUCAAUCAUAUGAACCACCAUCUCCGUGUAAUUGAGGCAUAUUUGAUUCCCCGUCCGUGUCCUGACCAGAUCAUCUGAUAUUGCUGCGGAAACAAUCCAGUUCAAGGCGG